AAUAGUCUGCGUUGUCAUCAGUGGGGGCGAACCUAAGGACACUGUAGGAGGGUCCUAUUCUUUAAUGUUUUUUUUUGUGAGAACACUUGUGGUCUUUGACUCUUCUUCUUAGAUUUGUUUUAUAUCUUUGAUUGUGUGUGAAUAUAAUGUUUGAUCAUUAUAUUAAAAAAAGAAACUUGAGAAGCUAGCUAGCUGGUUUUCCUAAUGAGGCCAUCCAAGAGCUCAAACAUGUCUACUGCAACACCUUAUCUGUUUCUGCUCAUAAUAAUAGGAUCAUCUUUUCUGGAAGCACAGAAACUUCCUCAAGAUGAGAUUGUGGCCCUCGAAGAAAUUGGCAGGCAGUUGGGAAAAAAAGAUUGGGAUAUGAAGCAAAAUCCAUGUGAUAUGAACAACUCAAAAAGCUGGUGGACACCAAAAAGAGACAAUAUGCCUCUCUACAACAAUACUCUCACAUGCAAUUGUAACUUCACCCAUGGUGUAUGCCAUGUUGAGAGCAUCGUUUUAAAGGGACAAGAUCUGCAAGGAGUCCUUCCUCCUUCCCUGGCGAAGCUACCCUUCUUGAAGACCAUCGAUCUCACUCGAAACUACUUGAGUGGUACAAUUCCCCCAGAAUGGGCCUCUACCAAAUUGGAGUAUUUGUCGGUGGUUGUCAAUCGGCUGUCUGGACCGAUUCCAAAGUUCUUGGGGAAUAUGACUGCUCUUGCGUAUUUAAAUUUAGAGAACAAUAUGUUCAAUGGAACUGUCCCCCCUGAGCUUGGGAAGCUUGCCAAUUUGCAGAAUCUCAUUCUCGGUGCUAAUAAUCUCACUGGGGAAUUGCCAAAAGAGCUUAAUGCUCUUACAAACUUGACAGAGCUAAGACUGAGCAGUAAUAUGUUCACUGGGAAAUUGCCCAACUUUCAGAGCUGGAAAAGUCUUCAGCAAUUAGAGCUUCAGGGAAGUGGUUUUGAAGGACCCAUACCUUCAAGUAUUUCUGUAUUGACCGACAUGGUUGAACUUAGAAUAAGUGACCUGAAUGGCGGAGGUGCCUCCAGAUUUCCAGCAUUAAACAGCAUGACUGGCAUGAAAAAGUUGAUGUUGAAGGGCUGUAAUAUCUUUGGGAGGAUACCAGACUUAACUCACAUGACGAACUUGCAAUAUCUAGAUUUGAGUUUUAAUAAUAUUGAAGGAGGGAUUGAUGGUCUUCAACGUCUUGAAAAUGUCCAGUUCAUGUAUCUGACGAAUAACUCGCUUAGUGGGCCAAUUCCUCAGUGGGCUUUAAAUACAGAUUCAAGACAUGACAUAGACCUUUCUUACAAUAACUUUGAGGAGAGCUCUGUGCCAUCAACCUGUCGAGAAACCUUGUAAGAUUUUGCCAUUUUUGUGCAUGUAAUGUUUCUUUUUAACAAAAAUAAUUUUAGCUGACUUUUGCAUUGGCGCUAGAAACUUAUUCAAAAGCUAUCGCGGAGGAAAUAAUUUGUAAGUCUUAACAUUUUCCAACACAUCAUGGUUGUUGCUACACACUAAAUUUAGGUUAGCCUCUCAAGACUAAAAAUCUUACUUACCUUAUCUCUUUGUAUAGAGAAGCUGGGAAGUGUCUAAGUCAAUGUACUAAAGAUUGGUAUUCAUUCCACAUUAAUUGUGGUGGAGACAAUGUGUUGAUUGGUGAUACCACAUAUGAAGCAGACGAAGAUUCUGCAGGUUUUGCAAAAUUUGUUCCUAACAGAGAGAAUUGGGUAACCAGUACUACAGGGGUCUUUUGGGAUAGAAAUAAAACACUUUCUGACUAUAAAGCAACAAACAUAUCCGUUAUCAAGGGACAAGACUCUGAGCUCUACACAACGGCUCGGCUAUCUCCUUUAUCUCUCACUUACUAUGGACGUUGUUUAGCUAAUGGAAACUAUACUGUGAAACUUCAUUUUGCGGAGAUAGUUCUGAGAGAUAAUAGCUCUUAUCAGAGUCUUGGAAGGCGCAUAUUUGAUGUAUAUAUACAGGGUGAGAGGAAAUUGAAAGACUUCAACAUUAGAACUGCUGCGCAAGGUGUUGAUAAAGCCUGGGUAGAACAAUUUAAAGUACCUGUCAAAGAUAAAACUCUAGAGGUGCGCUUUGAGUUUGCUGGGAAAGGAACAACAGCAGUCCCAAGUAGAGGAUCAUAUGGUCCUUUAGUAUCUGCCAUUUCUGUGCAAUCUGGUAAAAUCAGUGUAAAUUAUUUGUCAAAGUAUAACAAUUAGGGUGAAUAAUACGGUAUUUUUAUGUAUAGAAUGUGUGUGUGCACAGUGUAUUUAUGAUUUUAUUUUGAAAAGGGUUAGUAUUUAGCUACUCUUAACUAAUUUUGCACAUUAGUAGUUCAUAGUUUCUGGUUGAUUGCAGAUACAUAAUGAAAAAACAUAUAACUCAUUCUUGUGUCUCUUUGAUAAAUGUGCAGAUUUCAAGCCUCCCAAGAAGAGAAAAGUUUUAAUCAUAGCCAUUGCUGUACCUUCUUCUUUAUUUCUUAUUCUCACAAUUAUUUGUUUCACUUGGUGGAAAAUGUGGAUGCGAAAGAAGGCCUCACAAGGAGACGGUAAUAUACACUUUUUGGUCCA
Cuscuta campestris is the source of this 2558-nucleotide messenger RNA. Lineage: Eukaryota; Viridiplantae; Streptophyta; Magnoliopsida; Solanales; Convolvulaceae. The record is from the annotation of a GenBank genome assembly.